AUGGCUAACAAUAUUAGGAGAGCAUUACAAGAUAUCAAUCUUGGUGCUGAUGAUGCCCCUUUCAUCUUACCAACGGCGGUGGUGCGUCGAGCGGAAGAAGAAAACAGAUUUAUCCUGAUUGGACACCCGGUGAUGCCUCGCAAGCAAAAUCUACGAGCAAUUGUUGCAACAAUGCCUCGAAAUUGGGGUUUUGAUGGUUUGGUUCGUGGCAGAAUCAUUGAAGGUAGACGAUUCCAGUUUGUGUUCCCCACUGAAGAAGCGAUGGAUACGGUGCCUAGGAGAGGACCGUGGACGUUUGCAGACCGUAUGUUGGUGCUUCGGAGGUGGACUCCACUCAUGGAUAUGGAAAUGUUAAACUACAUUCCAUUCUGGAUCCAAAUAAGAGGGAUUCCACUUCAAUUCAUGAAUCGUGAUGUCAUUGUUCACAUUGCUCGUACGUUGGGAGACUACAUACAGAUGGAUUACAGUGAGGAGAAUGGUAGCCGCAUGGAGUAUGUGCGAGUGCGCAUCAAUUGGAAUGUUAAUCAACCCCUCAAGUUUAUGAGAAACUUCCAAUUCUCACCAGGAGUCAACACUUUACUGCGGCUUCAGUAUGAGAUAUUGCGCGGUUUCUGUGAAGAGUGUGGUAUGAUCACACACGACUCUGGAGCUUGUCUGAUUCAAAAUGGUGGUGUUGGUAACGUUGAAGAAGAUGAUGAUAGUGGAGAUGAAGACGCUGACCUAGAGAUUGUCCCAAAUCAGGGUGUUAUCAUUGAAGAGAUCAAUGAGGAAGCGAAUGAUGAGGUAGCUGUGGAUGAUAUGGUCGAGGACCAAAAUGUGGAGGCAGAUGGGCACCAUGAAGACGUAGAAGAGGAACCUCAGGAUAAGGAGCAAGAGGAAUAUGAAAGGAACAUCAGAGCAAUGGAGGAGGAAGCAGACGAUGAGUACUUCUAG
Messenger RNA from Brassica napus (rape), 933 nucleotides. RefSeq lists its product as uncharacterized. The transcript has a single exon. The coding region runs from base 1 to 933 and encodes 310 amino acids. The record is from RefSeq and is a predicted model, not a curated record. NCBI's taxonomy places the organism in Eukaryota, Viridiplantae, Streptophyta, Magnoliopsida, Brassicales, Brassicaceae.